This is a messenger RNA of Phascolarctos cinereus (koala), 1527 nucleotides long. It is a transcript of the gene RSRC1, whose product is annotated as arginine and serine rich coiled-coil 1. The record is from RefSeq and is a predicted model, not a curated record. Gene Ontology annotation, biological process: alternative mRNA splicing, via spliceosome. Gene Ontology annotation, cellular component: cytoplasm; nucleus. Lineage: Eukaryota; Metazoa; Chordata; Mammalia; Diprotodontia; Phascolarctidae.
GGGGGAAUCCACACACAUAUAAAAUCUCCAAGCAUCUUUCUAGCUCUGGGAAUCCUCCCAUCGGCACCCUCGUCCACCCCCCAUCAUCCCAGAGGACCCCCGCCCCCAAAUCGAGAAAGCUUGGACACCUGCUUGUUCGGGAGAGAGGUCUCAGAGGCCCCUCUGCAAACACCCUCACGUAAUCAAGCAGCGGGGCGCCGACCAGGGCGGGUCAUGGGGUGGGGGGAGCUUCUCCCCGCUGCCCCCAAAUCCUGGGGGUGCGGUUUCCGAGAGACGACCCCGACACCAUUCCCCCAAGGCCUGUUCAUUUUGGAUAGGGACCUGGACCCCAGCCACAGCAGACCUUUAUUAAGAAAGACCCAGCCCACCCGCGAGCCGCACCCAGCAAGCUCAGCGGUCUAACUUCGGGCUCUCCCGGAGCCGGGAGGGGCGGGGGAACAGGAGGAGGGCCCGGCGGGUCGAUCCGCGCCAUCGGCACUCCGCCUCGCCGCCCGCCCGCCUGCAUCGAUGUGCUCGGCAUCUCGGCUGCCUCCGCCUGGCGACGGCCCCGGAAGGCGCUGAGCUUGAACUGAGGUGGGCUCGAGGCCGCGACGACGGCGGCGUAGGAGGAGGCGCGUCCACGCUGCGGCUCCGGCUCCGGCUCCGGCUCCAAGGGGCCGCACUCUCGGCCCAGGUGGCGGCCCUGGGCCCCAGAGCCAGCUUAUAAAAAUGGGACGUCGUUCGUCAGAUACUGAAGAAGAGAGUAGAAGUAAGAGGAAAAAAAAACAUCGAAGACGGUCCUCUUCAAGUAGUUCUUCAGAGAGCAGAACCUUCAGCCGCAAGAAAACAGGAAGGAAAUCAAGAUCCAAGUCAAGAUCUUGGUCUAGGGAUCUGCAGCCCCGUUCACAUUCUUAUGAUAGAAGACGCAGGCACCGUUCCAGUAGUAGCUCUUCUUAUGGAUCUAGAAGAAAACGAAGUCGGAGUAGAUCGAGGGGCCGAGGAAAAUCCUAUAGAUCUCAGAGAUCAAGGUCAAAAAGUAGAACAAGAAGGUCAAGGUCAAGGCCUCGUCCUCGUUCCCAUAGUCGAAGUAGUGAAAGAUCUAGCCACAGAAGAACGCGUAGCCGAUCUCGUGAAAGAGACCGUCGUAAAGGCCGAGAAAAAGAGAAGAGAGAGAAGGAGAGAGAGAGAGGGAAGGAGAAGGAAUUACAUAGCACCAAGCGCGGGGAUUCUGGAAACAUCAAAGCUGGAUUAGAACAUCUGCCACCUGCUGAACAAGCCAAAGCUAGACUACAACUGGUCCUUGAAGCUGCUGCUAAAGCCGAUGAAGCCCUGAAAGCUAAAGAGCGAAGUGAAGAAGAAGCAAAAAGAAGAAAAGUAGAAGGUAAAGUACCUGAGUGUUCAUUUUAUCACAAUAAGUCACCAAGCGAUGACCAGCAUGGCUCCCUCUGCCCCUGGGAGAGUGGCACAACAGGUUCAUUGAGUGGGCCACUCCUUGUGUCUGUCACCAAUCUUUCUGCCCCCUCCUCAGUGUCAACUAGUCAUUACUGA